Panicum virgatum (switchgrass) is the source of this 744-nucleotide messenger RNA. RefSeq names its product late embryogenesis abundant protein Lea14-A-like. Gene Ontology annotation, biological process: response to desiccation. Gene Ontology annotation, cellular component: cytosol. Lineage: Eukaryota; Viridiplantae; Streptophyta; Magnoliopsida; Poales; Poaceae. The transcript has 2 exons. The record is from RefSeq and is a predicted model, not a curated record.
GGCACGUACACCACCGCGCCGCGCGUGCGACGAGACCACCGCCACCGGCCGCGGCGAGAUCACUCGUCGACUCGUCGUCCACCGCCAACGACGUCGUCCCCUUCGCCCCCCAACGUACAGCAUGAGCGCCACGGACGAGGGUGAGGAGGAGCGGCGGGAGCGGGGCGGCGGCCUGGUGUCGGACCUGGUGGACAAGGCCAAGGGGUUCGUGGCGGAGAAGGUGGCGCAGAUCCCCAAGCCCGAGGCGUCGCUGGAGCGCGUCGCCUUCAAGAACGUCAGCCGGCAGGGCAUCGAGCUGCAGAGCCACGUCGACGUCAACAACCCCUACUCGCACCGCAUCCCCAUCUGCGAAAUCACCUACACCUUCAAGAGCGCCGGCAAGUACGUCUAGAACUACUGCCACCCAUACCCAUUCUGAAGUUCUGAUUUCGUAUGCAGUUCACCAUGCACGGUGAUCGCGUCGGGCACGAUGGCGGACCCCGGGUGGAUCGCGGCGAGCGGCAGCACCAAGCUGGAGCUGCCGGUGAAGGUGCCCUACGACUUCAUCGUCACGCUGAUGAAGGACCUGGGCGGGGACUGGGACAUCGACUACGUGCUCGAGGUGGGGCUCACCAUCGACCUCCCGGUCGUCGGCACCUUCACCAUCCCGCUCACCACCGAGGGCGAGAUGAAGCUCCCCACCUUCCGGGACCUCUUCUAAAUUCUAAUAAAUGUCUCGAUCGUGGACGAAUUGUUUUACCUUUG